Exophiala aquamarina CBS 119918 is the source of this 894-nucleotide messenger RNA. RefSeq lists its product as uncharacterized. The record is from RefSeq and is a predicted model, not a curated record. Lineage: Eukaryota; Fungi; Ascomycota; Eurotiomycetes; Chaetothyriales; Herpotrichiellaceae. Gene Ontology annotation, molecular function: oxidoreductase activity. The transcript has 2 exons. Bases 1 to 894 code for a protein of 297 amino acids. Gene Ontology annotation, cellular component: cytosol.
AUGGUUAGCUACGACGGGCCUUUCCAAGGAAAUGAGAUGUUCAAGUCCUUCACCAGGACUUGGCAUCGUAAGUCUUAUCCCGCGAUCUUCCCUUCCCGCGCCGAAGUCAGUGCGGCUGGAAAAGUCGUCUUCAUUACCGGUGGUGGUAGCGGCAUUGGCAAGGCCACCGCGAUCGCCUUCGCACAGGCCGGUGCCAAAGUCAUCGUCAUCUUCGGACGUCGCCUUGAGAAACUGCAGUCGGCUGCUGACGAAAUCAGCAAGGCCAAUCCUGAGGGAACUACCACCGUGGUUAUUGAGUGUGCUGAUAUCAGCCAGCGCGUUGUUUUGGAGGCUGCCUUCUCCAGCGCUAGCAACAAGGCUGGCAAGGCCAAGAUUGACAUUCUCGUCAACAAUGCCGCUCUCCUUAAGCCGAUAAACGCUCUCACUACUUACGGAGAAAAGGAAUUGCGCGAGAGUCUUGAGGGUAACAUAAUGGGCUCGUUCAACGUGGUCCAGGCGAUGACGCCCUUGCUGGCAUCUAAAGCAAAGAUCUUGAACAUCAACUCCGGCAUUGCACAUAUCAACCCGAUUCCCGGUUUCUGGGCUUACGCAUCGCUCAAGAUAGCCCUUGUCAAGAUGUUCGACUACCUCCAGGAUGAGAAUCCGGACCUCAGCAUUUUCAACAUCCAGCCUGGCGUAGUUACAACCGAGCUCAACGAGGUCUCCGGUAUACCCGGGCAAGAUGACGUCGCACUCCCAGCCGACUUCAACGUCUGGCUUGCGUCUCCCGAAGCCGAGUUCCUCAAGGGGAAAUUUGUCUGGGCAAACUGGGAUGUAGAUGAACUAAAAGCGCACGCUAAAGAGAUUGAAGAGUCAAUGCUCUUGAGGGUCGUUUUGAAUGGCGUGCCAAUGUAG